UAAGGACAAGGGCACACUCUUCUGUCAGUGUUGUUUUCUUACAUGAGUACCAAACAUGGCGAGGUUUCUGAGGCCUAACAUCCGGAGUUUUGUCACCUCACAGCUGAGAAUGUCAUCCGACCAGUUGGGUGAGCUGGGUAAAGGUGCAGGAAAAGGUGGUGGAGGUGGAGGGUCCAUCAGAGAGGCCGGUGGAUCCAUGGGGAAGAAACAGGCUGCUGAGGAGGAAAUGUACUUCAAGCGUAAGGAGCAGGAGCAGCUGGCUGCACUGAAGCAACACCACCAGGAGGAAAUUGACCACCACAAGAAGGAGAUUGAACGCCUGCAGCGGGAGAUCGACCGCCACAAGGGAAAGAUCAGGAAGCUGAAGCACGACGACUGAGUGAAACCUUGCCCAAAAAAAAAAAAAGAAAUGUAAAGGUUCCAGUUUUCUCACCGUCCCAGCCAAACACAUUAGUAAUCAAAGAUUGCUGCAUGCACUGUGUCAGAGGGCCAGUCAUGAAUGUGUGGAUGAUUGUUCUGUAAAUGCUUGAAAGUUAUUAAACCAAUCAUAAAAUGAUUGUUGUUUUCAUGGCAUGCUGUGAAACAAGUUGUACUUUUUCAUUCAGCUGUUAGUGUACGGUUACUGUGCUUUAAAUUGAAGGCAAAAGGCAAAUGUGGUAAAACAAUAUCUUUAAUGCUUCAUAUGAUAAAAUCAACACAUCGUGUGUAUAAAUAAAUGUUAUGUGGUAGCUCUGUCUGUGGGGUCUGAAACAGUACUCAACUGACAAACCAAAGUUUAUCGCCAACAAUUAUUGGAGAAUUGACCAAUUAUACAAGUCGUUUAUUAAAGAAAAAUAUCAAACAUCUCCUAGUUCCACAUUUGAGGAUUUGCUGCUUUUCUGUUUUGUUGUUUUGUUUUGUGCAAAAUUAAUAUCUUUGGGUUUUGAACUGUAAGCACUCACCUCUUGGAAUUUCUGAAGGACAUUUUUCACUUUUUCUGGCAUUUAACAAACAAAACAAUUGAUUAAUUUGGGAAAUAUUUGAAAGUUAAUGGAUAAAGCAAAUACUUACUAGUUGCAGGCAGUCCUACAUUUUGAUAUGAAAAGGUGAAAUUAUGAUCUGAAAAGGAACUUUGUCAUUAAGGCAACAUGACAUCGUUCACAAGUUCACCCACAAAUAGGUCACAUGCAGUAGAUUUUCAAGCAACAUAUUGUAUGUCAUAGAAAAUUACAACUCAAGUGUCCAGCAUCUGUCAAAUUACCUGAACUUACUUAAAUAAUGACAUUUUAAGAAGGUAUUCUGACCAUAAUAUACAGUCACUGAGCUCUUUAUUAGAAACACCUGUGUGCAAUGCAACAACUCUGUCAUAAAUUCUACUCUUAACUAA
Scomber scombrus (Atlantic mackerel) is the source of this 1366-nucleotide messenger RNA. It is a transcript of the gene atp5if1b, whose product is annotated as ATP synthase inhibitory factor subunit 1b. The record is from RefSeq and is a predicted model, not a curated record. Gene Ontology annotation, biological process: negative regulation of ATP-dependent activity. Gene Ontology annotation, molecular function: ATPase inhibitor activity. Bases 56 to 379 code for a protein of 107 amino acids. NCBI's taxonomy places the organism in Eukaryota, Metazoa, Chordata, Actinopteri, Scombriformes, Scombridae. The transcript is spliced from 3 exons. Gene Ontology annotation, cellular component: mitochondrion.